GCGCACCGGAAAGCCCGCCCGUGCCGCGGCCCUGUGUUUGCGCUGCGGGCAGAGAAAGGAGCGGAGCGCCUGCAGCGGCCCAGCCGAGCCUGCCGCACGACACGGGGCCGAGCCAUGUCUGACCAGGAAGCAAAACCUUCAGCUGAGGACUUAGGAGAUAAGAAAGAAGGGGAGUACAUUAAACUCAAAGUCAUUGGGCAGGACAGCAGUGAAAUUCACUUCAAGGUGAAAAUGACAACACACCUCAAGAAGCUCAAAGAAUCAUACUGUCAAAGACAGGGUGUUCCAAUGAAUUCACUCAGGUUUCUCUUCGAGGGUCAGAGAAUUACUGAUAAUCAUACCCCCAAGGAGCUGGGGAUGGAGGAGGAAGAUGUGAUUGAAGUUUAUCAGGAACAGACAGGGGGUCACUCAACAGUUUAGAUCCUUCUGAUUUUCUUCCCCCUUAAUCCUUUUUUAUUUUUAAAUAAUAGUUCUUUUGUAAUGUGGUGUUCAACACUGAAACUGGCACCCCAUCUCUGGGAGUUUACUUUCAAGCGUCUGGUAUUUUGAAUUCUCGUGCUCAUUAUACACUAUUGUUUCUGUUUUCAUUGUGCUGAACUUCUGUGAUCCAGCUGCAGCCUUGCUCCCCUCUUCCCUUCUGCCCUCCCCUUUAGGAAUACAUGUACUCACAUGCAUUUGUAUGUUCACUGGGUUCGUGCAUUUCAGGCACGAGGGCUGUAAGAUCUGCCAGGUGGGCGAGUGUUCUUAAUGACUUCCAUAUCUGCCCUGAAGUUUUGAUGUGUGACUGUCUCACUCCUGGACUAUAACUUUCAGUGCGAGAUGAAGUUUUUCAGAGAACUAAACUGUGGAGAAGUUGUGUAUCCAUAACUCAGCUAUUUUGCUUAAAUUGUGCUGAUGGCCCAAUGAAGAAGAUUGCCGAGUUGGAAAUGGAAAAACUAGAACUGUUGUCAUCUGUUCCUUGCUCCAGAGAUGGCUUUGCUGAAGACGUGAAAUUGAAACCCCUAAUGAUUUUUAAAUAUUACCAGAAGAGCCCAGAAGCAUUUUAACUUCAUAUAGGAAUUAGUAUGCACAGGUAUCCAUGCAAGAAUGUUCACAGCAGCCAGCUGGUGUUACUUUGACACUCUUGUUUGUACCUUUUGGCCUGGGACGUGGGUUUUGAAUGGACAUUGUCUGUACCAGCUUCAUUUAAAAUAAACAAGAAAACCAAUUUUAUAAACAA
Cinclus cinclus is the source of this 1219-nucleotide messenger RNA. It is a transcript of the gene SUMO1, whose product is annotated as small ubiquitin like modifier 1. The transcript has 5 exons. NCBI's taxonomy places the organism in Eukaryota, Metazoa, Chordata, Aves, Passeriformes, Cinclidae. Bases 115 to 420 code for a protein of 101 amino acids. Gene Ontology annotation, cellular component: nucleus; PML body. Gene Ontology annotation, molecular function: protein tag activity; ubiquitin-like protein ligase binding. Gene Ontology annotation, biological process: protein sumoylation. The record is from RefSeq and is a predicted model, not a curated record.